ACUUACAUUUAAGAAGCAAAAACUCAACUCAAUCGUUGGAUUUUAACCGCUGGCUCUCGUCAUCUCCCACAGUUCCCGGCCAAAAGCAUCAACUGGCUCUCGUCAAUCGUCAUCCUCUUUCACACUUGGCUUCUCAACUCAGCUCAGCUCAGCGGGAGGAGAAUCUUAAAACCCCUCGAAGGUCUUUCGCCCUCGAUAGUUCCUGUUUCCGCUCAAGAUUCCCACACACAAUCUCGUUUUUCCUCCGAUUUAGGUUUUCUGCCCCCAGAAAAAAAUGAAUAGGCUGGGCAGAGGACACAGAGACAAACUUCAGCAAUUCAUGACAAUAACCGGGGCUAGCGAAAAGAUGGCUCAUCAAUAUCUGAAGACAAGUGAAUGGAGCAUUGAAGGAGCAUUAAACUUCUUCUAUAGCCAGCCCCAGGUUAAGUCAUCAGCAGACAAAAAGCGUCUGGAGGAGCUUUACAAUAGAUACAAGGAUCCCUACUGUGACAUGAUUAUGGCUGAUGGUAUUAGUCUCCUCUGCAAUGAUAUUCAGGUUGAUCCUCAGGACAUUGUCAUGUUGGUAGUUUCAUGGCACAUGGGUGCUGCAACUAUGUGUGAAUUUUCCAAGCAGGAGUUUAUUAGUGGAUUGCAAUCUCUUGGAGUAGAUUCAUUGGACAAAUUCAGGGAAAAAAUACCCUUCAUGCGGGAUGAGCUGAAAGAUGAACACAAGUUUAGAGAGAUCUAUAACUUUGCUUUUGACUGGGCAAAGGAGAAGGGUCAGAAAUCCUUGGCGUUGGAUACAGCAAUUGGAAUGUGGCAGCUGCUAUUUGCAGAAAAGGAUUGGCCACUGGUUGACCAUUGGUGCCAGUUCCUGCAGGCACGUCAUAAUAAGGCCAUCUCGCGCGAUACCUGGGCACAACUCCUUGAAUUUUCAAGGAGUGUGGAGCCUGCAUUGUCAAACUAUGAUGCUGAAGGGGCCUGGCCUUAUCUCAUUGAUGAAUUCGUCGAGUUCCUGAACGAAAAUGGCAUAGUACAGCAUAAAUAAGGCAUGCAUUGCACAUUGUUGCAUUUGCUGCUGUGUGUACUAUUUAUUGGUUGGUUGUCCAUUAGAGUUAUGAUCAAAUUCAUGACUUUUCUUCUGUUUGUUUGAUAAGAAAGAAAUGAUUAGGAGAUUGUAGAUUGCAUUUCAUGUGUUUGGUGAUUUUUUUUUUAAAAAAAAAACAUGUUUUUGCAAAUUUGUAGCUAUUGGUGGUUCGCCGUGGGUUUGUAACUCAGUGCAAAGAUACAGUAGAUUAAUCGUCUCCC
Cuscuta campestris is the source of this 1287-nucleotide messenger RNA. The record is from the annotation of a GenBank genome assembly. NCBI's taxonomy places the organism in Eukaryota, Viridiplantae, Streptophyta, Magnoliopsida, Solanales, Convolvulaceae.